AUGGCAAUUGACGAUGGAGAAACUAAGCAUAAGUCAGACCUCGUACUCAUGGCUGAAUCUGACAUGAGUGAUAUUGAUGAAGAGAACAAAGAGAGAAAGAAGCUAAAUCUUACUCUUGAUGAAAUAGAACUGGAUAAGAAGGAUAUGUGUGUGAUAACAAAAGAAAUGGAGAAACAGCCAGUUGGGUUGGGAAAGAUUGCAAAGCUGAUAAAUGCCAGGAAGAUUGAUUCAUCAGAAUUGAUAACAAUGAAAACUCUAAAGGUAAUUGUAGCUUAUGGUGUAACGUUUUUAUCCUCCAACCAAUUGGUGGGAGAGGUGCCAACUUCAUUUUCUGAACUCGUAAAUUUAACAGAUUUUAGGAUAAAUGAUGACAAUUUCAGUGGACAGAUUCCAGAUUUCAUACAAAACUGGAAACAACUUACCAAACUGGAGAUGCAUGCCACCGGACUAGAGGGUCCCAUUCCAUCAAACAUAUCUCUUCUGAAUAAGUUAACAGAUUUGAGGAUCAGUGACAUAGGUGGACCAGCUCAGACAUUUCCUUCAUUGAGUGAUAUCGCGGGCAUUCAAACGUUCCUUUCGGGAGAGCUUCCUGUAUAUAUUUGGGCGAUGAAGGAUCUGCAAACAUUAGACGUUACCUUCAACAAGUUAGUUGGAGAAAUCCCAAACAAUAUUAGUUCUAGAAGUAUGCUAAAGUUUGUGUUUCUUACUGGCAACAUGCUCAGUGGAGAUAUACCAGACUCAAUACUGAAGAAUGGAAUAAAUGUUGAUCUUUCCUACAAUAAUUUUACCUGGCAAGGACCUGACCAAAAUGCUUGUCAGCAAAACAUGAAUCUGUAUUUGAAUUUGUACAAGAGCUCUGCAGCAGUAAGCCCCCUAGUUGAGUCUAAUUGCUUUUGUGCUUUAACUUCUACAGAAAGAGAAUUCUUCCAUGUACGAAGGAUUUCACUUGUCCUCGGUGAGAAAUUAGUUUGGAAAGACUUCAAUUUUGUGAAUGAGGCUGAUGGAGUUCAAAGGCCCGUGGUUAGGCAUUUUAACACCAGUGUCACAGAUAAUACUUUGGAGAUCCGAUUUUACUGGGCUGGCAAAGGAACUACCAGAAUUCCAUCUAGAGGGCAUUACGGUCCGCUAAUAUCUGCUAUUUCACUCAAACCAACUUUUGGAUCUUGUUCAGAGAAAGAUAAGAAGAGUGUUACUGCUUAUAUUAUUGUUGGAGUAGUGGCCGCAUGCAUUUUCCUGUUGUUAAUGAGCGCACUUUGGUGGAAAGGCAAUCUGCAAUGCAAAAAGAAACAGAGAACAGUUUUGACCAAAUAUUUGAUGUGGGGCCGGCUAUCUGAUGGUACUUCGGUUGCAGUGAAGCAGCUCUCGCAUUCAUCAAGACAGGGAAAUCGUGAAUUUUUAAAUGAGAUUGGCAUGAUUUCUUGUUUGCAGCACCCGAAUCUUGUUAAUCUGCAUGGCUGCUGCAUUGAAGGGACUGAAUUACUGCUCGUAUAUGAAUACUUGGAAAAUAAUAGCCUUGCUCGCGCAUUAUUUAAUUCAGAGAAAAGUCAAUUGAUACUUGAUUGGCCAACAAGGGUCAAGAUUUGUGUUGGGAUUGCUAAAGGUCUGGCUUACCUUCAUGAGGAAGCCGGCCGUAGAAUUGUACACAGAGACAUUAAAGCUACUAAUGUACUGCUAGAUAGAGAUCUAAAUCCCAAAAUUUUGGACUUCGGGCUAGCUAGACUUACUGGAGAUGAUAAUACCCAUAUUAGCACUCGAGUUGCUGGAACAAUAGGAUACAUGGCACCCGAGUAUGCGCUAUGGGGUUAUUUGACCUACAAAGCAGAUGUCUACAGCUUCGGAAUUGAGAAGGCACGCGGAGUGAUUUCUUCACCAUCACAUCAUCCAAAUACUCCUAUCGACAAACCAUCAGUUGUGACACCCAUAGUGCCUCCUCCUACUACUGCUAACGUUGACGAUGUUGAUCCUUUAGUUUCUGAUAAUGAUCGUAGUCCUUCACCCAUGCAUUAGUUUUUUAUGUUAUCUACUUUUUGCUGGA
Lycium barbarum (goji berry) is the source of this 2035-nucleotide messenger RNA. Its product is annotated as probable LRR receptor-like serine/threonine-protein kinase RFK1. Gene Ontology annotation, biological process: protein phosphorylation. NCBI's taxonomy places the organism in Eukaryota, Viridiplantae, Streptophyta, Magnoliopsida, Solanales, Solanaceae. The coding region runs from base 1 to 2007 and encodes 668 amino acids. The transcript has 18 exons. The record is from RefSeq and is a predicted model, not a curated record. Gene Ontology annotation, molecular function: protein kinase activity; protein binding; ATP binding.